Messenger RNA from Penicillium chermesinum, 1860 nucleotides. It is a transcript of the gene osm1, whose product is annotated as putative fumarate reductase Osm1. Lineage: Eukaryota; Fungi; Ascomycota; Eurotiomycetes; Eurotiales; Aspergillaceae. The coding region runs from base 1 to 1860 and encodes 619 amino acids. The transcript has 5 exons. Gene Ontology annotation, molecular function: FMN binding; oxidoreductase activity. The record is from RefSeq and is a predicted model, not a curated record.
AUGGCAGCACCUCAAGUAAUUGUGGUCGGUGGUGGAUUGUCCGGCCUGAGUGCCGCCCACACCGUCUACCUGAACGGCGGCAACGUCCUCGUUCUCGAUAAGCAAGCCUUCUUCGGUGGUAACUCUACCAAGGCCACCUCCGGUAUCAACGGUGCCCUCACCCGCUCCCAGGUCGACCUCGGCAUCAAGGACAGCGUGAAGGAGUUCUACGAGGACACCCUCAAGUCUGCCCGCGAACAGGCUCGCCCCGACCUCAUCAAGGUCCUCACUUACCAGUCCGCGGCUGCCGUUGAGUGGCUGCAGGAUGUCUUCAACCUUGACCUUACACUUGUCUCCCGUAUGGGUGGUCACUCCAACCCCCGUACUCACCGUGGUCACGAUGCCAAGUUCCCCGGCAUGGCUAUCACCUACGCUCUUAUGCAGCGUCUGGAGGAGCUGGCUGAAAAGGAGCCUGGUCGUGUGCAGAUUGUGAAGAAGGCCCACGUCACCUCCGUUAACAAGGAGGGCAACGAUGUCACCGGUGUCACCUACUCCGUCAACGGCGAGACCAAGACCGCCGAUGGUGUUGUUGUCCUCGCUACCGGUGGUUACGCUGCUGACUUCAGCGACUCCUCUCUGCUCAAGCAGCACCGUCCCGACACUUACGGUCUCUCCUCCACCAAUGGUACCCAUGCUACUGGUGACGGCCAGAAGAUGCUGAUGGCGAUCGGUGCCAACGGAAUCGACAUGGACAAAGUUCAGGUCCACCCUACUGGACCCUCAGCCAAGUUCAAGUUCUUGGCGGCCGAGGCCCUCCGUGGUGAGGGUGGUCUCCUGCUCAACUCCGACGGUGAGCGAUUCUCCGACGAGCUGGGCCAUCGUGACUACGUCACUGCCCAGAUGUGGAAGGAGAAGGAGAAGAAGAAGUGGCCCAUCCGCUUGGUUCUGAACAGCAAGACCUCCAACCACAUGGACUUCCACACCCGUCACUACUCUGGCCGUGGUCUCAUGCGCAAGAUGACCGGCAAGGAGCUGGCUAAGGAGAUUGGCUGUGGCGAAGCCGCCCUCAAGAAGACCUUCGACGACUACAACCAGAUCGCCGAAGGCAAGAAGAAGGACCCUUGGAACAAGAAGUUCUUCCACAACAUGCCCUUCAGCAUUGAUGAUGAAUUCCACGUCGCUCUAAUGGAGCCCGUGCUGCACUUCACCAUGGGUGGCAUUGAGAUCAACGAGCACGCCCAGGUGCUCAACAGCGAGAAGGCCCCAUUCACUGGCCUCUACGCUUGCGGUGAGCUGGCGGGUGGUGUUCACGGUGCCAACCGUCUCGGUGGUUCAUCGCUGCUGGGCUGUGUGGUAUACGGCCGUGUCGCCGGUGCCUCUGCCUCGCAGCACCUCUUCCAGAAGCUCAUCAGCAAUGGCUCCUCCGCCGCCCAGCAGCGUUUGGGCCAGAUCUCCCUGCACAUUGAUCCCUCCACCCCGGGAAAGAUCUCCGUUGAGUGGGGCGGUGCCGCCGCUAGCGGUGGCAGCCUCCCUUCUGUGGCUGCUACUCCGGCUGCUGCUUCUACCUCCGCCACUCCUGCUGAGGCCCCGGCCAAGGCUGAUCCCGGGAAGUUCACAAUCCCAGAGACUGAGUACUCUAUGGAGGAGGUUGCUAAGCACAACAAGAAGGAUGACUUGUGGAUCGUCGUCAAGGGCAUUAUCCUAGAUGUGACCAACUGGCUGGAUGAGCACCCUGGCGGUGCCAACGCCUUGUUCAACUUCAUGGGCCGUGAUGCUACCGAGGAAUUCGCCAUGCUCCACGAUGAUGAGGUCAUCCCUAAGUACGCCGCCCAGACUGUUAUUGGCCGCGUCAAGGGCCAGACCCCCAGCCUGGACAUCUAA